GCCUAAAAGAUGCGUUCUAUACAUGUACUGUGGCCCAGUUGACUGGCCUGGGAGAGUGGAAUCUGCCUCAAGACCUUGCCACACCCCUUCGGUUAAAACUGGGAGGAACAAAAUUACAACAAAAAAAAUAAAAAAGGUCAAACACAAAAGAUUUAGAAGCUGACUCUCUGUCUGAAUUCCCCCAAUCCCAACACGACCAGCCCGCCCGGUUUCUCUUCCUCUUCCUCCCCCCAAUUCUCUCUCUAUACUAUAGUCUAUAUCCUCUCUCUCUUCUCUCUAGAUUCUCUCGAACAUGGCAAGGCGGCUCGAAGACGAUGACGGAGACUUUUUCGCGUCGCUGAGCUCCCCUCCCCCUCGUCCUAUUGAUGCCAAAUUGGGAGUCUCAGCAAACCUCCAUGAAGAAGAAAACGACGACGACAAAGAGGAACAACAACCAUACAUCCAACUGAAGGGAUUCAGCCUGGACGAGGGGGAGGAUCCUCCUCCUAACAAUAACACUGCUACUCGCACCCCUCUUAAGAUAUUCGAUCGAUUCUAUGGCUCCUCCUCAUCCGACGACGACGAUGACUUCUACUCUACCGGCAGCGGCGGCGGCUGUGGUCUUGAGAAUGUCACCGUCCAGAGUGCCGGCAAGCGCCUUGAUUACAUGAUUCAGUUCUUGGACCGCAAACUAUCCUCCCCAGACGAUAAAAAUCAUAAUGAUCCUAACAACUCAGAAAUUCGAUCUCUGCCGGAGUUCGUGGCUAGCGGCGGAGGAACUGGAAUCUUCAAGCUUCCACUUCGAGCAGCAGUCCAUCCAGGCCGACCCCCCAGCCUCGAGUUGAGGCCUCACCCCCUCAGGCUCAGGGAGACCCCCCAAAUUGGCUGCUUUCUCAGGACUCUACACUCUACAGACAAUCAAUUGUGGGCUGGCUCCGAUUCCGGAGUCAGGUUCUGGAAUUUAUCGCAACUCUAUGAUCCCAUUGGAAUUGGAUUUGGAUUUGGAAUGACUCCCCCCAGUGGAGAUGAGGAGUCCGCCCCUUUUUAUGAAUCCUACCACACAUCCCCAACCAUCUGCCUGAUUACGGAUGCUGCGAAUAGAGUGGUGUGGAGUGGGCACAGGGAUGGUCGAAUUAGGUCCUGGAAGAUGGACCAGCCACUAGACGCCACUUCUUUCAGGGAGACUCUUUCAUGGCAGGCUCAUCGCACCCCUGUUCUAUCCAUUAUUAUGACUUCCUAUGGGGAUCUAUGGUCGGGUUCUGAGGGGGGUGUGAUCAAGAUUUGGCCAUGGGAGUCCACUGAAAAAUCUCUUUCUCUAACAGUGGAAGAAAGGCACAUGGCUGCACUAAUAGUGGAGAGAUCAUAUAUUGACCUUAGGAGCCAAGUCACUAUGAAUGGUGCCUGUAAUAUUUUUACUUCAGAUGUUAAGUAUUUGUUGUCUGAUAAUGCUGGAGCCAAAGUGUGGUGUGCAGGAUAUCUUUCAUUUGCAUUGUGGGAUUCUCGUACUAGAGAGUUACUGAAAGUGUUCAACAUAGAUGGUCAGAUUGAGAAUAUAUCAUUAGUACAGGAUCCCACAAUGGAAGAUGAUGUGAAAAUGAAGCGACCACAAAGUUCUUUCAGUUUCUUUCAGCGCUCACGUAAUGCUAUAAUGGGAGCUGCUGAUGCUGUUCGUCGAGUUGCUGUCAAGGGAGCAUUUGGAGAUGAUAAUCGGAGAACUGAAGCACUAAUCACAACAAUUGAUGGAAUGAUUUGGAUUGGGUGUUCAAAUGGAAUGCUUGUGCAGUGGGAUGGAAAUGGAAAUCGUUUGCAAGAAUUUCAGUACCAUUCUGUUGCUGUUCAAUGCUUAAGUACAUUUGGGUCUCGAAUAUGGGUAGGUUAUGUGAGUGGCACCGUCAACAUAUUGGAUCUCGAUGGCAAUUUACUUGGAGACUGGGUAGCUCACGACAGUCCUGUAAUAGAUAUGGCUGUUGGGGCUGGUUACGCUUUCACCUUGGCUAACCAUGGUGGUAUACGUGGAUGGAACGUCACAUCUCCAGGACCUCUUGAUAGCAUAUUACGUUCAGAAUUAGCUGGCAAAGAAUUUCUAUAUACUAGGAUUGAAAAUCUGAAAAUAUUGGCUGGUACUUGGAAUGUUGGACAAGGAAGAGUCUCUCAUGAUUCACUUAUUUCCUGGUUAGGUUCUGCAGCUGCAGAUGUUGGCAUUGUUGUUGUUGGAUUGCAGGAAGUCGAAAUGGGUGCUGGUUUCCUAGCAAUGUCUGCAGCAAAAGAAACUGUAGGUCUUGAGGGGAGUUCUGCUGGACAGUGGUGGCUGGAUAUGGUAGGGAAAACUUUGGAUGAGGGGUCAACCUUUGAACGUGUUGGUUCCAGGCAGCUAGCAGGCUUGCUUAUUGCUGUUUGGGUCAGAAACAAUAUUAGAGGCCAUGUUGGAGAUGUUGAUGUUGCAGCAGUUCCUUGUGGUUUUGGGCGUGCAAUUGGUAAUAAGGGAGCUGUUGGUUUGAGGAUGAGAGUGUAUGGUCGAAUAAUGUGCUUUGUGAACUGUCACUUUGCUGCACACUUGGAAGCUGUCAAUCGCCGCAAUGCUGAUUUUGAUCAUGUGUAUCGAACAAUGAUCUUCAGUAGGCCAUCUAACCUUUUCAAUGCUGCAGCUGCUGGAGUCUCAUCUUCCAUUCAAAUGCUUUGUGGUGUAAAUGGCAUGGGUAUCAAUUCUGUGGAAGGGAUACCUGAGCUAUCUCAGGCGGACAUGGUUGUAUUUCUUGGUGACUUCAACUAUCGGCUUGAUGGUAUAUCUUAUGAUGAAGCAAGGGAUUUUGUUUCUCAAAGAUGCUUUGAUUGGCUUAGAGAAAGGGAUCAACUGCAAGCAGAAAUGAAAGCUGGAAAUGUCUUUCAAGGAAUGCGUGAAGCCGUAAUUAGAUUUCCUCCAACAUACAAAUUUGAAAGGCACCAAGCUGGUUUAGCAGGGUAUGAUUCUGGUGAAAAGAAACGCACUGCAUGGUGUGACAGAAUUUUAUAUCGUGAUAGCCGCUCAACCUCAGUAUCUUCCUGUGGUUCAGAUUGUCCUGUAGUCUCUUCAAUUUCACUGUAUGAGGCUUGCAUGGAUGUGACAGACAGUGAUCACAAGCCUGUCCGUUGCGUGUUUAGCGUUGAGAUUGCUCGAGUAGAUGAGUCAAUAAGGAGACAAGAGUUUGGAGAAAUUAUUGGAUCUAAUGAGAACAUCAGGUUUAUGCUUGAAGAACUACGCAAGGUUCCAGAAACUAUUGUUAGUACAAACAACAUAAUUCUUCAGAACAAGGACACAUCCAUUUUGCGGAUUACAAAUAAAUGCGUGAAAGACAAAGCUAUAUUUGAAAUAGUUUGUGAAGGACAGUCCUCCAUCAAGGAGAAUGGACAAGCAUCCAAUCAUCGUCCAAGAGGUUCUUUUGGCUUUCCUCGAUGGCUUGAGGUCAGUCCAGCAGCUGGCAUAAUCAAACCAGAUCAUAUUGUGGAAAUUUCGGUUCGUCGCGAGGACUUCCAGACGCUGGAGGAGUUCGUCGAUGGCGUCCCUCGAAACUGGUGGUGUGAAGAUGCCAGAGAUAAGGAAGUCAUAUUGGUGGUCAAAGUGCGUGGCAGCUGCACAACUGAGACCAGAAGUCACCGAAUCCGUGUGCGUCACAGCUUCUCAGGCAAGACUAUGAAUAUGGAUAAUAAAGACAACUCUGGCCAUAUCCAAGCAAAUGUCCUUCGUCGGUCUGAUUUUCAGCGGCUCAGCUGUUCCUCUGAUGUAGUUGAUCACCUAAGAAAUUUUCAUAGUCCUUGAUACAGUAAGGAAACUGUUGGUGUAGAAACCCACGUGCUGGUCGUUGUGGCGUGAAGACUUGUUGACCUGAACAGGUCCUCUCUUGAGACCUCUAUAUGAGCAUCUCGAUGUAAAUACCUACAAAAGCCAGGAUGCCAUUUUUGUGCCACCUUGAAGUCACAAUCUUGAUUUCAUGUAGUUGCACUUUCAGCGAUCAUCUAGUGCGCUAAUUCUUUGAACAUAGAGGAGAUUUUUUUGGAGUCCGACUGGUUGUGUUUCAGAGAACUGUAAUUUCUACAGAUAUGUGUGUGGUGUUAAAACAAGUGUGUUACUGAUAAUUACAUGUUAUCUUAAGUUGAUAUGAGGACUUCCUGAAUAGCCUCUAAUUUUUAUUGGGAGAAGUUCAUGCCAGCAAAGGAGAAUUGGGUUUGUUAUGUUUGGACAUUUUAUUUGUUCUUGAAUAUUUUGUAUAAUGAGGAUUUCCCAUUUCUUUUCUGUUUGUAAGUUAUUAAUAUCUAACUCUUUUUCUUGUAUGAAAAAAAAAAAAAA
Messenger RNA from Camellia sinensis, 4300 nucleotides. Its product is annotated as type II inositol polyphosphate 5-phosphatase 15-like. The record is from RefSeq and is a predicted model, not a curated record. Gene Ontology annotation, biological process: phosphatidylinositol dephosphorylation. Gene Ontology annotation, molecular function: phosphatidylinositol-4,5-bisphosphate 5-phosphatase activity; protein binding. Lineage: Eukaryota; Viridiplantae; Streptophyta; Magnoliopsida; Ericales; Theaceae.